Mesorhabditis belari is the source of this 888-nucleotide messenger RNA. The record is from the annotation of a GenBank genome assembly. NCBI's taxonomy places the organism in Eukaryota, Metazoa, Nematoda, Chromadorea, Rhabditida, Rhabditidae.
AUGGGAGAAGAGCGCUUGAUCGUGACGAUAGCCUCGAUUGCUUCAGCUCUCGCUGUAGCAACUACUCUAAUUGUAAUCCCGAGUCUUUAUUUUGAGAUCAAUGAGAUUCAUGAUCAAGUACUUGACUCGGUAAACGUUUUCCGCGUGGAGACUGACUCGGCUUGGACUCAAAUGAUGGACAUUCAAAUUGUCGUCUCUCCACCGUCAAAGCCUAGAGCGAAUCCCUUCAACUCGAUCUUCCGUCAGAAACGUCAAGACUUCUCGGGACUCCCAGCUUGGUGUCAAUGCGAACCGCCGAAACCCCAAUGCCCACCUGGACCACCUGGACCUGCCGGACAACCGGGAACUCCUGGAACCCCUGGACCCCCUGGACCACCUGGAAAUGAUAACACGCGGACAUAUGCCCCAAUCACUUGUCCACCACUUGAUAAUUCUUGUGUCAAAUGCCCGCCAGGUCCCGCAGGACCUCCAGGACAAAAUGGAUAUCAAGGUCCUCCUGGCCGACCUGGAGGACCUGGACAACCAGGGAAUAGAGGAAGAGAUGGACAGCCUGGGUCUGUUGGUUUCCCAGGAGACAAUGGGCAACCAGGACGCCCAGGAACUCCAGGACAAUCCGGUCAGCCUGGACGGGAUGGACAACGAGGAAAGGGAAAGCCUGGACAACCUGGACAGCCCGGAAGAAUGGGACCCGCUGGCCAAUCUGGGCCCAAUGGAAACCCUGGCCGCCCUGGAAAUGCCGGACCAAUGGGACCAACUGGAUCUCCUGGUGGACCGGGACGUCGUGGCUCAGAUGGACAUCCAGGACAACCUGGUGGACCUGGGCUACCAGGACCUGAUGCCGCUUAUUGCCCAUGCCCCCCGAGAUCCUACAAUAUGUUCUUUAAGCAA